Molecule: messenger RNA, 1979 nt
Organism: Cornus florida
Lineage: Eukaryota; Viridiplantae; Streptophyta; Magnoliopsida; Cornales; Cornaceae
Product: light-inducible protein CPRF2
Exons: 6
Coding region: 83-1411 (442 amino acids)
Biological process (GO): regulation of DNA-templated transcription
Molecular function (GO): DNA-binding transcription factor activity
Source: RefSeq, a predicted model, not a curated record
UGUAGACUAACGUAACCCAAUACAAAAAGUCACUUGGAGAGAGAUAGAUAGAGAGAGAGAAACUACAGUGUGUGCGAGAGAGAUGGAUAGGGUGUUUUCAGUGGACGACAUUGCCGGCCAAUUCUGGUCACCGCCGCCGAUAUGCUUGGAGCAAGCAUCAGCUGAGGAAGAGUCAAAGAUGAUGAAUCGGAGCUCAUCAGAGUGGGCGUUCCAGAAAUUCCUCCAGGAGGCGUCCGCAUCGGAUAAUUCCCCACCUCCCCCCUCCGUUCCGGCUUCUUCUUCCGUUGGUGAUGGUGGGGCUUCGUCAGCGAUGCCCAAGAGCGACGUCGUCGAGAUCAGGGAUGACCAGGAUCAUCGUCGUCGUCAUCAAGCGACGAUGACUGCGGGUUCCACGACGUCGUCUGAUUCGGCUCCUCCCAACAUUCCCAUCGAUUCAGAGGAGUACCAGGCGUUCCUCAAGAGUCGACUCAAUUUGGCUUGUGCUGCUGUGGCCAUGUCUCGGGCAUCAUAUGUAAAACCUCAAGAUUCUGCUACUGUAAUUGACAAUGGUUCACAGGCUUCCAAUACUUCCCAGUUGGGACCUCAAGCUCCUUGUAAAGGAUCUGGUUGUGAUUCAGUGAAGGGACAAGAUAAAGAAGCUAGUGGACCACUUGGAAUUCCUUCCUUGCCUGCCAUGCAAAAGAAAUCUGGAGUUCAGGUGAAGUCAACAACAAGUGGAUCAUCAAGAGACCUGUCAGAUGAUGAUGAGCUCGAAGGAGAAACAGAAUCAACUGAGAAUAUGGAUCCUGCUGAUGCAAAACGUGUAAGGAGAAUGCUAUCAAACCGAGAAUCAGCUAGACGAUCAAGAAGACGAAAACAGGCCCAUUUGACUGAGCUGGAGACACAGGUUUCUCAAUUAAGAGUUGAAAAUUCUUCUCUGUUGAAGCGUCUAUCUGAUGUAAACCAGAAGUACACUGAAGCAGCUGUUGACAAUAGAGUUCUAAAAGCCGACGUUGAAACAUUGAGAGCAAAGGUAAAGAUGGCUGAAGAGACAGUAAAAAGAAUUACGGGUUCAAACUCUGUGUUUCAAGCCAUGUCUGAGAUAUCGACAAUGGGUAUGCCAUCAUUUGCGGGUAGCCCUUCUGACACAUCGACAGAUGCUGCCGUUCCUGUCCAAGACGACCCACAACAGCGCUUCUGUCAACCUGCUACUAAUAAUCAUAUACCCAACCAUGACCCCAGCAUUCACAAUGGUUUAGUAAACAUUCCAAGAGUAGAUAAUGUGCAGCAAAAUCCUGCGACGGCAGCAGUUGGGGGAAACAAGAUGGGCAGAACAGCUUCAAUGCAGCGAGUGGCUAGCUUGGAGCAUCUGCAGAAGCGAAUUUGUGGGGGCGUAAGCCCUUGUGGAACCCAGUGCAGCGGAGAGCAGUAGGAACAAACAGAAGACCCCACUGCAAUGGAGGUUUCAAAGAAGAACUGUCUUGGCAAAUGUUUCUAUUUUGAUCUCUCUUGUGGGUUUAUAUUGGUAGAAUUCAUAUUCUUUAUGCUUCAGUUCAUUGGGAUAUUGACCCAAUUAGUCACCUUUAAUUGAUUAUAUUAUUGCUGGCUAGAACAGCUCCAUCUAUAAUGGCAACUUUCCAAUUGCAGUUCUCCUUGUAUGUUGCGCUUUAAAUUGUGUUAUUUGAUUUUCUUCUGUACCAUCAAUGUUGGAUUAGCCAAUACUUUUAUCUUCAUCUUUCAGCAGAUAGCACAACAAUUUUGGUUUUAACUGCUCAUCAUCUGCAAAUGAAGCUGUUUUCAGGAUUAAGAGAUAAAACAGGGCAGAAUCACCAGAGUUGCCAAUAUGACCUGUUUGUUCCCAGCUCUGUUUGGUUAGAUGAAAAUUAAUACUUGAAAGUUAAAAAAAAAAAGAAAAGAAAGUGGAGUAAAUGAUUUUCAUCGUGCAAUUUUUUUUUUUUUUUUUUUUUUUUUUUUUUUUUUUUUUUUUUUUUUUUAAUAAA